Messenger RNA from Plectropomus leopardus (leopard coralgrouper), 4160 nucleotides. It is a transcript of the gene tecpr1a, whose product is annotated as tectonin beta-propeller repeat containing 1a. NCBI's taxonomy places the organism in Eukaryota, Metazoa, Chordata, Actinopteri, Perciformes, Serranidae. Gene Ontology annotation, cellular component: membrane. The record is from RefSeq and is a predicted model, not a curated record.
GUUACAUUUAUAUCAGAGGAGGAGACCUGCAGCACAGACACAGUAUGGUCUAAACAGCUGAUCAGUCAUCUCUACCUGCUGGAUGAUCGUCUCACCUGAGCGGCAGACUCACUGUUGAUGACAGGAAGAUAAAGUGGUCCCCGCUGCAGCCAUGCCUGUCUCCCUGCUGUGGGCGGUGGAUGUGUACGGGCGGGUCUACAGCCUGUCCACGGCGGGGGCGCUGUGGGAGCAGUGCCGUGAUGCUCAGAUGGAGUUCAAGAGAGUGACGGCGGCUCGGCAGUGCUGCUGGGGCAUCGCCUGCGACAACAACAUCUACCUGAACGUCCACGCCUCGGACCUGCCCGCGUAUCAGGAGGAGACCUACGAGAACCAGCGCUGGAAUCCAGUCGACGGUUUCUCAGAGCGUUUGCUGCCCAGCGACCGUUGGCAGUGGAGUGAUGUCACGGGUCUGCAGCACCAGCCCCUGGACGGUUUCCAGCUCCCCUCUGGCAGCUGGGAGUGGGAGGGCGACUGGUAUGUGGACGAAAACUUUGAGGGCGAGCCCACAGAGAAAGGGGGGUGGAGCUACGCCAUCGACUUCCCCGCCACCUACACCAAAGACAAGAAGUGGAACUCGUGUGUCCGUCGGCGGCGGUGGCUCCGAUACAGAAGAUACAAAGCUAUGGACACCUGGGCCAAGAUCCCGUCACAGCAGACAUCUCUACCAGAUCCUUUCAGUGACAUUAGCUGUGGAGGCUGGGACAUCAGCGAGGAGCCCAGAGGACGCCUGUCACUGUGGGCCGUGUCCCUGCAGGGCAAGGUGUGGUUUCGAGAGGGUAUCUGUCACCACAGUCCCGAGGGCUCAGUGUGGGACGAGGUGUCUCUCCCCGGGGAGGUGAUCCAGAUUAGCUGUGGUCCCGGGGACCUUGUGUGGGCCGUGCUUUGGGAGGGGCAGCUCAUUGUCAGGGAGGGCAUCAACAGAGACUGCCCAGCAGGUACAUCCUGGGCCGUGGUGGACUCUCCCAGUCCUGAUGUUGGAGCCACACAUGUCGCUGUGGGAGUCAACGUCGUCUGGGCUCUGACCAAGGACAACAAGGUUUGGUUCAGACGCGGCGUGAACUCACACAACCCCUGUGGCUCGGGCUGGAUCAGCAUGGUAGGAGAAAUGAUCAUGAUCAACGUAGGACUCAACGAUCAGGUGUUGGCGAUCAGCUGUGAGGAUCGGGCGGUGUACUUCAGACAAGGUGUGACCUCCAGUGAGCUGAGCGGGAAAACAUGGAAGGCCAUCAGCGUCCCCCGAGACGGAGACCGAUCUCACUCCAGUGCCAGCGCCAGCAGUCUGCAGAGCGCUGGAUGUUUCUUCAGCGGCGAGGUGCGUGCUCCUUCAGUAGCCAGCGACGUGGAGUCAGACACGGACAGAGGACCUACAGACCGAGCCAGCCAUCCCGUCUCCUCCACGUCCCCUCAGUCCUUUGCUGACGCCCCCACAGACCAACCUGUAGAUGCCCCCAAACCCCGCAUCCCCAAAGUGACCAGUGACAGCUUCAUCUCUGAGCUGGUCUCUGACAGAGAGCCAGGAAAGAGCUCCAGAGAGAACGCUCCAGCUGUCCUGGAGGAGGAGCCCGUCCCUGGAGGAGAAGAAGAGGUCAAAGCCAUCUCCCACAGCCAGUCUGGAGCUCCUUUGGACCCCCAGUGGAGUAACGUGGAUCUGGAGGAGGCGCAGGUCCAGCAGGUCCAGGCCGGAGGAGCAGCGGUGGACUCAGCGGACACCUGCAGCCUGUCAUCAGUGGCCACGUACACUCUGACCAUGGAGGAUCUGUACGGAGCAGACGAGCACCCUCUGUGGGCGUGGGUCAGUGCAGGCGGCUGCUCCGUGGACUCCCACUCCCAACUCAGCUGGUUCAACUGCUCCAUCAACGCUGCAUCUUUGGUCCAGUCAGUCCAGUCCAUGAGCCUGUCUGUGAGUCCGGCUCAGACGGCAGCCUGGAAGAGACAAAUCUUUGAGCAGCUCAGCGAGAGGACCAAGAGAGAGAUGGAUAACUUCAGACACUAUGAACAAGCCAUAGAACAGUCUGUGUGGGUGAAGAAGGGGACCAUGCAGUGGUGGAGGGACUGGAAGCCCCACAAGUGGAUUGAUGUUCACUUUGCCCUGGAGCAGUUCUCAGGACCCGAGGGCAACAAGGACGGCAUCCUCUUCAUCUACUACAACUUCUACGAGGAGAAGAAGUAUCUGCACGCCUUCAUCAACGAAAUCACCAUUCUGGUUCCUGUGCUCAGCGACUCCAAACACACGUUUGCCGUGUACACUCCUGAGCGCACCAAACAGAGGUGGCCCAUCAGACUGGCGGCAGCCACAGAGCUCGAGAUGCAUGACUGGCUGGCAUUGUUGAGCAUGUCGUGCUGCGACUCCAGGGGGAUCCAGGGUCCUCCGUCCAAACAGGCCAUGUGGUCGGUCACCUGUAAAGGAGACAUCUUUGUGUGUGAGCCGUCUCCUGCUCUGGAGGCCAUGCCGUACCCCACACCCUGUGACCAACUGUUCUGGCGUCAGGUCGGAGGUCACCUCCGUGUGGUGGAGUGUAACAGUGUGGGCAUUGUGUGGGGGAUCGGCUACGACCACACGGCAUGGGUCUACACUGGGGGCUAUGGAGGAGGAUUCUUCCAGGGCCUGGCCAGCAGCACAGACAACAUCUACACACAGGUGGACGUCAAGAGUGUCUACAUCUACGAGAACCAGAGGUGGAACCCCGUCACUGGAUACACCAACAGAGGGCUGCCUACAGACCGCUACAUGUGGAGUGAUGCAUCAGGACUACAUGAAUGCACAAAGACAAACACUAAACCCCCCUCCCCUCAGUGGACAUGGGUGUCUGACUGGUCUGUGGACUACAGCGUCUCCGGGGGGACGGACAGAGAGGGAUGGCAGUAUGCAGCUGAUUUUCCAGCGUCUUAUCACGGAUAUAAAACACUGAAGGACUUUGUGCGUCGCAGGCGGUGGGCCAGGAAGUGUAAACUGACCACCACAGGACCCUGGCAGGAAGUUCCUCCCAUCUCUCUGAGUGAUGUCACCAUCCUGCCAUGUGCAGCUCAGAGCAAUGUGGAUGUGGUUCCUCUGUGGGCCAUCAGCAACAAGGGAGACGUGCUCUGCAGACUGGGAGUCACCACGCUCACACCUGCUGGGUCCUCGUGGCUGCAUGUGGGAACCGAUCAACCUUUCAAGUCCAUCUCCAUCGGAGCUGCCAGCCAGGUCUGGGCCAUCGCCAAGGACGGCUCUGCCUUCUACAGGGGGUCGGUGUCUGCACAGAGUCCAGCAGGAGACUGUUGGUACCACAUCCCAUCCCCAUCCAAACAGAAGCUGAAGCAGGUGUCUGUUGGGAGGACGUCAGUCUGCACUGUGGAUGAAAAUGGUAACCUGUGGUACCGUCAGGGUGUGACCCCCAGCUACCCUCAGGGCUCCUCCUGGGAGCACAUCUCCAACAACGUACGCAAAGUCUCAGUGGGGCCUCUGGACCAGGUUUGGAUCAUAGCAGACAAGGUUCAGGGCAGCCAGAGUCUGAGCUGUGGGACCGUCUGUCAUCGACUCGGAGUCCAACCCAUGGAGCCCAAAGGACAGUCCUGGGACUACGGCAUCGGGGGUGGAUGGGAUCACAUCACGGUGAGAGGGAACUCUAUGGAGCCGCCUCGUGUCCGUCUGCCCUCUGUGACAGGCCCCGCCCCUGUCAGGAACACCGAGGUCAACGGCAAUGCUGCGGGAUGCUCCACACACACAUGAAAACACACACACAUCCUGUACAGAGACAACUUUGUAGUCAUUGGUAGUUUCUGUGUUGGAGUAGCAGCAGUGAUAAUUCAGCUCCAGGCUGUGGAGGAGAUCCUUCAGUGUCCACAUCUCUGCAGUCAGUGGGACAGAAACAAUCUGUCUCCUUUUCUCUGGAGACAAAUUUUAAUCUCUAAAUGUUUUUACAGAGCUCUCCGGACAUUACCGUCUUUGGUCACUGACACUGAACUUGAUGGUCUCAAUGCAUUUUUGUCUUUUUAUUUAUAUUUAUUGUUUUUUUUUUUUCCGUUGGUUUCUGUAUAUAUAAUAGUUCCUCAUGUAUGUGGAAGGGUGAUAUUUUUAUGAGUUAGGUUGUUUUUUUAAAGGGAAGAAAUGAGUUUACUGAAGUUACCGCUGCUGAGCUGCU